Coregonus clupeaformis (lake whitefish) is the source of this 1779-nucleotide messenger RNA. RefSeq names its product myosin regulatory light polypeptide 9. NCBI's taxonomy places the organism in Eukaryota, Metazoa, Chordata, Actinopteri, Salmoniformes, Salmonidae. The record is from RefSeq and is a predicted model, not a curated record. Gene Ontology annotation, cellular component: cytoplasm. Bases 109 to 627 code for a protein of 172 amino acids. The transcript has 4 exons. Gene Ontology annotation, molecular function: calcium ion binding.
GAAACAUUUAAGGAAGUUAGGGCGGUGGUUGAGAGAGAGAGAGAGAGCAGCACGGGCUAACUGACUAUCCAGCUUCUCGAAAUCAGGUAAACACACACAACAGCCAAAAUGUCGAGCAAAAGGGCAAAGGGAAAGACCACCAAGAAGCGCCCCCAGCGUGCUACCAGCAAUGUGUUCGCUAUGUUUGACCAGUCUCAGAUCCAGGAGUUCAAGGAGGCCUUCAACAUGAUCGACCAGAACCGUGACGGGUUUGUCGACAAGGAGGAUCUGCACGACAUGCUGGCCUCACUGGGGAAGAACCCGUCUGAUGAGUACCUGGAGGCUAUGAUGACUGAAGCUCCUGGGCCUAUCAACUUCACCAUGUUCCUCACCAUGUUCGGAGAGAAGCUCAACGGUACAGACCCUGAGGACGUCAUCAGAAACGCUUUUGCCUGCUUCGACGAAGAGGGCACAGGUGUCAUCCAGGAUGAAUACCUCAGAGAGCUGCUGACCACCAUGGGCGACCGCUUCACAGACGAGGAAGUGGAUGAGCUCUUCAGGGAGGCGCCCAUUGACAAAAAGAGUAACUUCAACUACGUGGAGUUCACACGCAUCCUAAAACACGGAGCCAAGGACAAGGACGAUUAAGACCACAGCCAUGCCAGUCAUUAUGGUUUCUCUCCACCCCCUCUGACCCCUCUUCUCCUUUACCACCGGCUAGACCAUCUUGCUGCGUGUCUCGGCUCUAUAAAACCCAUGUUUUUUAAGCAAGCGAAACCACUGCUAUCAACCAUACCUGGGUCAUUCCACUAAUUCAAUGCCUUUUGAGGAGUCUAACUUGGCAUAAAACAUUUUUUUUCUAACAUUCUGUUAUAAAGGCACAUGUUCAUCUUCAUACAAACUAGUUUUCCCAUCUCCUGAGGUUAAAUAAGCAUUACUAUAGUACGUGACAAAGGAACAGGGUUGACAAUUUAAUCUUAAAUCAGCCAUAAAUCCCCUUGUGAUGGAGAGUGGAAGCUUGUGUGCAACAGGCAGUGGUAAUUGAAUGAAAGCUUCACAAAUUAAAAUGGUUAACAUUAAUAGCGUCUCUAUGGGUAAUAGGGUUGACGUGUUAUGCUCGACCUGCUCAGUUUUCCAGUUUGAUUUGACUAUUAGCUGUUCAAUGUUUCUUUAGAAAAAAAUAUUUAAAGAGGAAUGGUUUCACCAUAUUAAAACGAGUUCACAUAACAGGGUUGACCUUUAAAAUGAGGGAAAAGUGUAAAUUAUUCACUAAUCACAUGAAAUAAAUCUUCAGAAAUGACUGUCAAAGCAACAAAAUAAAUGGAGCAUUACAAUGCUGGUGAAAUUUUGGGGUUAAGUGGGUUAAAAAAAGUUGGUGUGUUUGAAGGGACAUGUCAAAAUACUGAGUCUUGGCACUUUUGCAAGUCUUUAUUCAUAUUGAAAAUCAUCAGAUUUAUUGAAUUCUCCAUGUGUUAUAUAUUAAAUGGAAAUUUAAAAAUGCAAUAUUGGUGCACAAAUUCCACUCAAAAUAUCAAAGAGAUGUGAAAGGCACUCUUUUCAUGGAAUGACCCACCUGUGAGCUCCCAUUUCAAUACUGCCAGAUUUGCACAUCUGUAUUAGAGAAAUGUAGCGAGCUGGUGAUUUGUGAAUAUCCAAAACAAUGUACUAGUCUGUGAUGUGAAAGUGGUAGAAAAUGCAACUUGACGCAAGCGCCUAAGUUACUCAAAUGGCCUGGUCUAGCUGAAUUUUUACAUUUGAUAAUAAAUAUAAACUUUUUAAAUAAAGUACUCUCAACUUGUA